Messenger RNA from Paracoccidioides brasiliensis Pb18, 1707 nucleotides. RefSeq lists its product as uncharacterized. The transcript has 2 exons. The record is from RefSeq and is a predicted model, not a curated record. The coding region runs from base 1 to 1707 and encodes 568 amino acids.
AUGGAUAGAACCUCGAUCAUUCCAACCCCUGAUCUUCACCCGGAUGAACAUGCAAGCUCAUCGUCAUUCGAAAACCCUCAACAGGCGAAGAGAGCUUCUCUCCCUCCACGUCCCAAUGUCACUGCUCGUCACACAAAACGGCUCACCUUAAACUUCCCCAUUACUGUUUCUACCUGCAUUGCAUCUCAUCCCACCUCUAGCCAAAAUUCGCCUGCCUCGAGUAUCAUGAGCUCAGCAACACAACCAUCCCUCAUCUCAUCACCUGAUCAUUCCAUUGCGUCCAGCCAAACCGAUGCAAACAGCAGCAACUAUGACUUUCUCACUGUCUUGGCCGCUCAAGAACGGAAAGUGCUGGAGCUGAGAGAAGAACUACAAAAAGCAGAGGCAGAAUUGGUUUCACUCAAAUGCCAGUGGUCUCUGGUAGAGAAGGAUAGGAAAAAAGCAGAGAUAAUCCAUCGCACAUAUCUCUUAAAACAACUCAAAUACGCCGAGCAGAGUGUUGUGGAUGGUUCAAAAUUCCCCAAUUCGGACCAAACAACUUUAGUUCCGAACCACGUGAAGACGGGUCGUGAAUUGGAGGGAAGGAAUAGCCAUUGGAACUCACAGUCUUCAUCUUCGGGGCACACCCCCAGCACGACCACAUCCGCGAAAGGCAGAACAGUUUUCCAGGGUUCCAAACACACCAGAACCCUCUCUUUACUUUCAACUAGCACGAAUUCCGAAUUCAAACUCCCAUUUCCUCAGCUGCAAGAUUCGGGGGUUCCGGAACAGUCAACAAUGUCGAGAUCAUCAAGACACCCUAGGUCUGCGACUUUACCAUCCGUCGAGCGCAGCAAUAACAGCAAGCCUGCGAACGAAGGGAACUUUACAGAAGCUAGUGAAGAACAAAAAGUGCAGUGGCGCCGCACUCUGCCACCGAUUGCUCGAGAUGUUACGGCUGACGCCCUUAUGAAAACUGGUCGGCAAAUGGCUGCCGACUUGAGAGAAGGCCUUUGGACAUUUAUUGAGGAUAUUAGACAGGCUGCAGUUGGAGAGGAAGGGAUUAAUGGGACAAGAUCGAGGAUUACAGUCGCCUCCCAGUCUGGGACUCGAGGAACCAAGAUGGGGGGAUCGUUAUCCUCUACAAGAACGGGAAGAUCUACGACUUCACGAGGGGUGGUAGACUCAACUUCCGGUAAUGAUUCAACGUCAAAAGCCCAAGAGAUGUCCUUUUGGAGUGAAUUCGGCAUUUAUAUCCCUGAUCAGACGGCCAAAUGCCCCCAAUACGCCGGAAGCCCCAGCGGUGGCAAGCAGCAGCAUCGUCAACGUCAACAACGACAGGAACAUGAGCAAGAUCCAGAAGACUCGAGCCCUCAGGACGGAGAUGAUAACUGGGAUAUGUGGGAUAGUCCUCAGUUGAAGCCGAAAACGUAUAGUCCAUCAUCCAGCAAUUCAACUUCCAUUUCUAACCGAGAUCGUUCUCCAUCCACGGAUACCAGUAGUCCGCGUACCAGCGUAAGUUUUGCAAGCCAUACAACGUCUCCUAUAACCGAACCUGAGCAGAGCGCAACCAAAUCAGAUGGCAUCCCUUGGCCUGUUCUCAGCAAAUUCCACCCGUCCACUUUUUCCCGCACAGCUUCCCAUUUAAUGGCGGAGUGGGAGCGGAGUCUAAGUUCACCGGAAGAACAGAAACCUCAAAACAGCCCCAGCGGAUCGAAGGAAAAGUAA